AUGGGCUCCAAACGUCCCCAUUCCGACGUUGAAGGCGCGUCAUCGCGACACAAUGCACCCAACAAGAGAACGAAACAACACUUCCAGAGUCACAAGCCGGCCACUCAUGGCAACACGACCCAGCUAGGCGCUUCCCUGCACGAGGUCAAGAGGCGCGCGAGGAACAUCGAGCGGCGCUUUGCCAAGGGCGAUGAUCUCCCUGCGGAUGUCAAACAAAAACUCGAGCGAGAGCUUGCACAGUGCAAGAGGCAAAUCGACGAAAUAUCGCACAAGAAGAAGCGCCAGGAGAUGAUCUCCAAGUAUCACGGGGUCCGGUUCUUUGAGAGGAAAAAGGCGGAAAGACUGCGCAAGAAGCUGAAGAAACAGGCCGAUGAGGCCACCGACCCGGAGGAGAGAGCCCGCAUCGAGGCUGAUCUGCACAUAGCGGAUGUUGACUACCACUACACCAGAUACUUUCCGUUCCUGGAAAAAUAUGAGAGUCUAUACAGUGCGCACGAAAAUUCAAAGGAUGAGGAGGCAGAUGGCCAGCCAGCCGCGAUGCGAGCCUUGCACUCUGAGCGGCCAACCAUGUGGAAAGUCGUCGAGGAGGCAAUGAGGAACGGCCAGGCUGCGCUGGAGCAGCUGCAGGAGCGCCGGCCGGAGAAGUCGCAGGAGCACCAGCUGGAGAAACCCAAAUUAAAGCCAACGAAAGAUAGGUCAGCGAAGCCGAAGCCCUCGAAACCCAGUUCUGGCGUCGAUUCUACCCCCAUACCCAAGGCAGAAGGGUCGAAGAAGAGCUCAGGAGGAGUACCCAGCGCGGAGGGCAAUCGCCGGCAAAGACGCGCCAAGGGUAUCUUCAAUAAAAAGGAGCCUUCUGGCAGCGACGACAAUGGGCUCGGUUUCUUUGCUUAA
Diaporthe amygdali is the source of this 891-nucleotide messenger RNA. RefSeq names its product rrna-processing protein efg1. The transcript has 2 exons. Gene Ontology annotation, cellular component: preribosome, small subunit precursor; nucleolus. The record is from RefSeq and is a predicted model, not a curated record. Lineage: Eukaryota; Fungi; Ascomycota; Sordariomycetes; Diaporthales; Diaporthaceae. Gene Ontology annotation, biological process: maturation of SSU-rRNA from tricistronic rRNA transcript (SSU-rRNA, 5.8S rRNA, LSU-rRNA). The coding region runs from base 1 to 891 and encodes 296 amino acids.